UCGUCGUUCAGUCGCCAUUUUUGCAGGCAACGACAGCAGUAUUGAUUCAGUGCGCUUCGGUUUCGGUCAAAAAUAAUUCAAUUAUUAUCCUUCGUGUAAAAGAAAUUGCCAUUGCCCUUGCAAUUGAUAUACACAAUAUCACAUUUAGUUCCACGGUUUUAAAACAAAUAUAUUAAAUAAAAAUGGCAGAUGUUGAGAAUGGAAACUCGAAUGGCAAUUACAACGAUGAGCCUAUUACCGAGCCUGAGCAAUUAAGAAAGCUUUUCAUUGGUGGUUUAGAUUACCGAACUACCGACGAUGGCUUAAAAGCGCACUUUGAAAAAUGGGGUAACAUUGUUGACGUGGUUGUAAUGAAAGACCCCAAAACAAAACGUUCCCGAGGUUUCGGUUUCAUUACAUAUUCACAGUCAUAUAUGAUUGAUAAUGCUCAAAACGCUCGUCCUCAUAAAAUUGAUGGACGUACCGUGGAACCUAAAAGGGCAGUACCGCGCCAAGACAUUGACAGUCCAAAUGCAGGUGCUACUGUUAAAAAGUUGUUUGUAGGCGGUCUCCGUGAUGACCAUGACGAAGAGUGUUUACGAGAAUACUUCAAGUCUUAUGGUAAUAUUGUUGGAAUCAAUAUUGUUGCGGACAAAGAAACUGGAAAGAAACGUGGAUUUGCCUUCAUCGAAUUCGACGACUACGAUCCCGUCGAUAAAAUAAUUCUACAAAAGAAUCAUACUAUUAAAAAUAAGGUUCUUGAUGUAAAGAAGGCUAUCGCUAAACAGGAUAUGGAACGUCAAGGAGGAGGUGGUGGAGGUGGACGUGGACAAGGAGGAAGAGGGGGCGGACGUGGUGGUGACCGUAACAAUCAAGGAUGGGGUGGUAAUAAUAGACAAAACGGAGGAAAUUGGGGUGGUAAUAAUUUUGGUAACAAUGGAAACUUUGGAGGCAGCCAAAGUGGUCCAAGCGGCCCAGGUAACUGGAAUAACCAACCAGCACCUUGGAAUAACCAGUCUGGUAAUGACGGUGGCUGGAAUAAUGGCGGCGGAUUUGGUGGUCCCGGAAAUGGUGCCAGUAAUGGCUGGAGUGGAAAUAACGGGGGUGGCAAUUUUGGUAGUGAUUACCAACAAAGCUAUGGGGGCGGUCCUCAAAGGGGAAACAACUUCGGAAAUAACCGUUCCACACCUUAUAAUCAAUACAACAAAGCAGGGAACGUGGGUGGACAAAGUGGUGGUUUUGGCGGUAAUAAUUACAACACCGGUGGAGGCCCAAACGGUGGCAACAUGGGUGGUGGUAACCGAAGAUAUUAAAAAUUGAGGUAAAGUACAUAGUACAAUUUCAAACAGAGAGACAGGCAGUCUAGGCACAGGCAGGCAGGCAGGAAGAGAAAUGAAAUAAGAUGAAUAACAGAUAAUGCAGACAACUGCAGUCCAAACGCAAAUCUACAUUUGUAUAGGCAAAUAAGGAAAUUUAUACAGAAAAACUAAAUAUUUUAUUUGACAUUCACACAAGUACAAAGGAACCAUAAAACCCGAAUAUUUGUAGUGAACGAAAUUAUUUAAAUGUAACCCACUACAUAUAAAACACAUAAUACCAUAGAAUACCCCAUAAAUGGAAAAGUACACUUUAUACGUACUUUGAUAGUUUUUUUUCAUAUUCUGUGUAUUAAAACACCUGUCUUAACAUCUUUCAAUUUUUACUAUAAUUUUACUUGUAAGACAUUUAUAAGUUCUCAUAAAACGCAUUUAAUAAUUAAAAGUAUUAAAUAUGAUACAGCAUAAUUUUGAGAAAAUUAGACGAAAAUAAACAUCAUGAAGAAACAGAAUCUGCUUAACUCCACCAUUUGAGUUACCCUUAUAAUUCUAGUUAUAGUUUUUAAAUUAUAAACAAAACUUGUUAAAACAGUAUAAUAAAUUGAUGUAAGCGUGAAAUCAAUAAGGAAUUCUUCAAAAGUUUAACCACGUAACAGUUUA
This is a messenger RNA of Bactrocera dorsalis (oriental fruit fly), 1955 nucleotides long. RefSeq names its product heterogeneous nuclear ribonucleoprotein 87F. The coding region runs from base 183 to 1292 and encodes 369 amino acids. The record is from RefSeq and is a predicted model, not a curated record. NCBI's taxonomy places the organism in Eukaryota, Metazoa, Arthropoda, Insecta, Diptera, Tephritidae. Gene Ontology annotation, molecular function: RNA binding. The transcript is spliced from 5 exons.